Hyaena hyaena (striped hyena) is the source of this 3179-nucleotide messenger RNA. It is a transcript of the gene DCAF5, whose product is annotated as DDB1 and CUL4 associated factor 5. Gene Ontology annotation, biological process: negative regulation of fatty acid biosynthetic process. Gene Ontology annotation, cellular component: cytoplasm; Cul4-RING E3 ubiquitin ligase complex. Gene Ontology annotation, molecular function: protein binding. The coding region runs from base 42 to 2885 and encodes 947 amino acids. NCBI's taxonomy places the organism in Eukaryota, Metazoa, Chordata, Mammalia, Carnivora, Hyaenidae. The record is from RefSeq and is a predicted model, not a curated record. The transcript has 9 exons.
GGAGGGGCGGCGGCGCGAGCGACGGCGGCGGCGGUUCCAGCAUGAAGAGGAGAGCUGGCCUGGGGGGCAGCAUGAGGUCAGUGGUGGGCUUCUUGUCCCAGCGGGGCUUGCAUGGGGACCCCCUGCUCACUCAGGACUUUCAGAGGAGACGCCUGCGGGGCUGCAGAAACCUCUACAAGAAGGACCUCCUCGGCCACUUCGGCUGUGUCAAUGCCAUUGAAUUCUCCAACAAUGGAGGCCAGUGGCUGGUCUCAGGAGGAGAUGACCGCCGGGUUCUGCUAUGGCACAUGGAACAAGCUAUCCACUCGAGAGUCAAGCCCAUACAGCUGAAAGGAGAGCACCAUUCCAACAUUUUUUGCCUGGCUUUCAACAGUGGGAACACCAAAGUAUUCUCUGGAGGAAAUGAUGAGCAAGUUAUCCUCCAUGAUGUUGAAAGCAGCGAGACCUUGGAUGUGUUUGCUCACGAAGAUGCAGUAUAUGGCUUAUCAGUGAGCCCAGUGAAUGACAACAUUUUUGCCAGCUCCUCAGAUGAUGGCCGGGUUCUCAUCUGGGACAUCCGGGAGUCCCCCCAUGGAGAGCCCUUCUGCCUGGCAAACUAUCCAUCAGCCUUUCACAGUGUCAUGUUUAACCCUGUGGAGCCCAGGUUAUUGGCCACAGCCAAUUCAAAGGAAGGAGUGGGACUCUGGGAUAUUCGAAAACCUCAGAGUUCUCUCCUGCGCUACGGUGGCAACCUGUCCCUCCAGAGCGCCAUGAGUGUGCGGUUCAACAGCAACGGGACGCAGCUCCUGGCCCUGAGGCGUCGCCUGCCCCCUGUGCUCUACGACAUCCACUCCCGCCUGCCUGUGUUCCAGUUCGACAAUCAGGGUUACUUCAACUCUUGUACCAUGAAAAGUUGCUGCUUUGCAGGGGAUCGUGACCAGUAUAUCCUUUCAGGCUCUGAUGACUUUAACCUGUACAUGUGGAGAAUUCCUGCAGAUCCAGAAGCAGGUGGCAUUGGUAGGGUGGUCAACGGAGCCUUCAUGGUGCUGAAAGGGCAUCGGUCUAUUGUUAACCAGGUCCGAUUUAACCCUCACACCUACAUGAUCUGCUCUUCUGGUGUAGAAAAGAUUAUCAAGAUCUGGAGCCCAUACAAGCAGCCAGGGUGUACAGGAGACCUCGACGGUCGGAUUGAGGAUGAUUCCCGCUGCCUCUACACCCACGAGGAGUACAUCAGCCUUGUGCUGAACAGUGGGAGUGGCCUGUCACAUGACUAUGCCAACCAGUCUGUGCAGGAAGACCCCCGGAUGAUGGCCUUCUUUGACUCCUUGGUGCGCCGUGAGAUUGAGGGCUGGAGCUCUGACUCCGACAGCGACCUCAGUGAGAGCACUAUCCUCCAGCUGCAUGCGGGGGUCAGCGAGCGCUCGGGCUACACUGACUCAGAGUCCUCGGCCUCGCUGCCCCGCUCCCCUCCACCCACAGUGGACGAGAAUGCCGACAGCGCCUUCCAUCUGGGGCCCCUGAGGGUCACCACCACCAACGCCGUGGCGUCACCUCCACUGCCGCCCACAUGCGAGGAUGCAGCUUCUCGCCAGCAGCGCCUGUCUGCCCUGCGGCGCUACCAGGACAAACGCCUCCUGGCCCUCUCCAACGAGUCUGACUCGGAAGAGAACGCCUGCGAGGUUGAACUGGACACAGAUCUCUUCCCCCGGCCACGGUCCCCCAGCCCCGAGGACGAGUCUAGCAGCUCCAGCAGCUCCAGCAGCUCUGAGGACGAGGAGGAGCUGAACGAGCGCCGAGCCUCCACGCGGCAGCGGAAUGCCAUGCGGCGCCGACAGAAGCCACCCCGGGAAGAGAGGCCUGCUCCUGCCAGCAAGCCCGCCAACACCUACAUUGGCGAAGACAACUAUGAUUACCCCCAGAUCAAAGUGGAUGACCUCUCCUCCUCCCCGACGUCCUCCCCUGAGCGGGGCACAUCCACCCUGGAGAUUCAGCCGAGCCGGGCCUCGCCAACCUCUGACAUAGAGUCAGUUGAGCGAAAAAUUUAUAAAGCUUACAAGUGGCUCCGCUACUCCUAUAUCUCCUACUCAAAUAACAAAGACGGAGAGAGCUCCCUCGUGGCUGGGGAGGCAGACGAAGGGAGAGCUGGAACCAGCCACAAGGACAGCCCAGCCCCUUCUUCCAGUAAGGAAGCCUGUCUAAACAUGACCAUAGCCCAGAGGAACCAGGACCUGCCCCCUGAAGGUCGCAGCAAGGACGCUUUUAAAGAAGGGACUUCUGCGAGAAAUCCCAGCAAUGGCCCAGGCCAUGAGCACAGCAGCCACCCUUGGGCAGAGGCGCCAGAGGACCCCUCACAGGACACUAACAAUGGUAGCUCUGUAGAACAUGCUUUCGAAACCAAGAAGCUCAAUGGAAAGGCCCUGAGCAAGGCCCUAAGCAGCCGGGCUGAGGAGCCGCCCUCUCCUCCUGUCCCCAAGGCAUCUGGCUCCACUCUCAGCAGUGGGUCUGGCAGCUGUCCCAGGACCCAGUCUGAUGACAGUGAGGAGAGGAGCCUCGAAACCAUCUGUGCCAACCACAACAAUGGACGCUUACACCCCCGCCCCCCUCAUCCCCACAACAAUGGGCAGAACUUCGGGGAGCUGGAGGCAGUGACCUGCUCUUCCCCAGGACAUUCGGACACUGACCACGAUAACCUGUCCCUGACAGGGACACUCCUACACAAAGAUUGUUGUGGGUCUGAAAUGGCCUGUGAGACCCCCAGUGCUGGAACGAGAGAGGACCUCACUGACCCCCCAGACACAGACAGCAGCAGGGCUGUUCAUGGCCCUAGUGGCCUCAAAAGGCACCGAGUCGAAUUGGAAGAUACAGAUUCAGAGAAUUCUUCCUCAGAGAAGAAAUUAAAAACAUGAUAAAUACAAAGGGAAAACAAAAAGCUAUGAAAAGUAGCUUUACAAAGAAAAUUUUUAAUCCUGUUUAGUGAACACAGAGGAAAGGAAAAAAAGUAUUAAAGGCACAUAAAACCAGGGCCUGAAAUUUUGUGUCUGAUGCUGCUCCCUUCUAUUCAAUAAUGGGUCUGAAUGUUUAGUUGGCCACUGGCUUGUGCUACGUAAGGAGAGGGGGAAAAUGUCCAAGUGACUCCUUUCUAGUAAGACUUGAGCAUCGCGUACCUGUGCGUUUUGUUAAAGUAAAUCCUUGUUGAGACA